Messenger RNA from Oryzias latipes (Japanese medaka), 2085 nucleotides. It is a transcript of the gene pard6gb, whose product is annotated as par-6 family cell polarity regulator gamma b. Gene Ontology annotation, molecular function: protein binding. Gene Ontology annotation, biological process: establishment or maintenance of cell polarity; centrosome cycle; regulation of cellular localization. Gene Ontology annotation, cellular component: nucleus; cell cortex; apical plasma membrane. NCBI's taxonomy places the organism in Eukaryota, Metazoa, Chordata, Actinopteri, Beloniformes, Adrianichthyidae. The record is from RefSeq and is a predicted model, not a curated record.
GAGGGCUGAUGUCAUUUCAAAACUUGCAUUCUCAACUUAGCGCGGUCAGUCGCUUCCCAUCUUUUCCACGGCGCAGUCCUCCCUCGCGUUUGACGGGGCAGAGUUGGUUUUAAUAACGGCUUUUGAACGAGAAGCUUUAGACAAAAACCCUCAUAUCUGCAGGCGGUAGUAGAAGACUGAUAUUUUCGGCAGAAGCCAGAGAAACGGAGCCCCACUCAUUACGGGCAGAGGCGGCUGAACUUUUUUUUUUUUUUUUGGUGUGUGUGGAUUCUCUUUAAACUACAACCACAAGAAAAUGAAUCGGAGUUUUAAUAAAUCACAGCCUUUGCGACACAUCGACUGUAACGCCGUGGAAGUGAAAAGCAAGUAUGGAGCAGAGUUUCGCCGGUUCUCAGUGGACCGGGUCAAACCUGGAAGGUUCGAGGAGUUCUACAAGCUCCUUUUGCACAUUCACCGCAUUGCUAAUAUGGAGAUGAUGAUUGGCUAUGCCGAUGUCCAUGGGGACCUGCUGCCGAUAAACAACGACGACAACUUUUGCAAAGCGGUGUCGACUGCUCAUCCACUCCUCAGGAUAUUCAUACAGAGACAAGAAGAGGUGGACUACAGUACUUUUGGCACCAACACAAUAACGCGUAAGAAGAAGGCUGUCGUGGCGCUGCGCAACAGCGACAUCAGCCGCAGGCGCCCCAACAUCCACAUCGGCAUGCCGCACGACUUCCGGCCCGUUUCCUCCAUCAUCGACGUGGACAUCCUGCCUGAAUCUCACCGCCGCGUCCGCCUGUACCGGCACGGCUCGGACAAGCCUCUGGGAUUCUACAUCCGGGACGGCACCAGCAUGCGCGUGACGCCUCACGGCGUGGAGAAAGUGCCGGGCAUCUUCAUAUCCCGCAUGGUGCCGGGGGGUCUGGCCGAGAGCACCGGGCUGCUGGCCAUCAACGACGAGGUGCUGGAGGUGAACGGCAUCGAAGUGUCGGGGAAGUCGCUGGAUCAGGUGACGGAUAUGAUGAUCGCCAACAGCCACAAUCUGAUCGUGACCGUCAAGCCGGUGAACCAGCGCAACAACGUGGUCCGCAGCAGCAGGAUCUCCGGCAGCUCCGGCCAGUCGUCCGACAGCAGCGGGUCGACCGGUUACCCGAGUUUGUCGAUGGCCGUAGCGCGGGAGACGCCCCCGGGAGCGCACGGUUACCACGACGACCUGGAGAGCGACGAGGAAACGGAUAUCGUCAUCGAGAGCAGCCUAAAGCGGCCGUCUCAGCGGUCCAGCUCCUCUUUAGCGUCGAGCGCAUCACGCACGCAGCAGCAGCAGCUGCCGCCGUCCCACCGCAACCCCCCCACACGGCCCUCCUCCAUGGUCCUCACUGCGUCCUUCCACUCCCAGACGAGUCUGAACGGAGGGUCCCCCCACCACCACCACCACCACCACGGCAGCCUCAACCAGCAGCUCCACAAAGAGCCGAAGCACAGCCAGCAGCAGAAACCCGGUCAGCCGCAGCUCCACAGCAGCAACCCCGCCCUCCGACACAGCAACGGCAGCCUGCACAAAAUCCUCAACUCCCUGAAAACGGACCCACGACACAGCUUCGCCCUCCCCAAGGGAGGGGUGGAGGAGGAUGGCACCGUCAUUACCCUAUAAUGCCCGCUAACAGACAGAAACAUCAAAGCUGCUCACAGACUCAACUGGAAACGCCAGCAUUUCACUUCAGACACACACUUCUGUUGAUUUGUACUAGAUUAUAGGAAGAUUCCCGCAACUACAGUGUAAAUACGUGUUGUAUUUUAAAAACACUCUUAGUCCAACAAGAGAAGAUCCUGUAUUUUCUUAAAGCUUCAGAACAAACAACUGUUUUUAGAGGAUUCCACUGUAGCUUCCAGAUCUGAAUGUACUGACAGCUCGUCUCUGAGUGACCACUGAUCAGGAUCCUUUUAUAAUUCCUAUUUCUUGGACCAACGUGGGCUUUUUUAUUUUUUAAGAGUAAAUGUAUAUUCUUAUGAAUGCUGUGUAGAUUAUGUUUUUAAUGUCUGUUAUGCAUCGAUGAUUGUGAUCAAAUCAUGUUUCUUUUUCAAUAAAUUAUUCUAUCUCUUUUA